Microsporum canis CBS 113480 is the source of this 1794-nucleotide messenger RNA. RefSeq names its product ABC1 kinase family protein. Bases 1 to 1794 code for a protein of 597 amino acids. Gene Ontology annotation, cellular component: mitochondrial inner membrane. Lineage: Eukaryota; Fungi; Ascomycota; Eurotiomycetes; Onygenales; Arthrodermataceae. The record is from RefSeq and is a predicted model, not a curated record. The transcript is spliced from 4 exons. Gene Ontology annotation, biological process: lipid homeostasis; mitochondrion organization.
AUGUCUGCGCGGGUCACGACUCGAUUCCUGACACUGAAACCGUCACUCGGGAGCUUCCCGCCAACCUGGACAUGUCGACAAUGCGUGCGGUGGGAUAGCACGAAUGCGAGGGCGCUGUUGCCGGGCAGUGGACGAUUAUACCAUGGAACAAGUGCAUCAUACGGGUGGAAAAGUGGCGGAGGGCAGGAGGGCGCUUCCAGGUUGAAGGUGAAGGGGUCAAGAAAGGGGUUCAUACUGGCAGCUGCCACUGGUACUCUUGGAGGAACCUUGCUCUUCUUUUACGACGACGUGAAGCAUGCCUACCGAGCAGCAGAGCGGACGGGAAGGGUUGUGGCUGGCUUGCUAAUCUGCAUCAAUGACUACCGAGUAACUUUGAAUAAAGAGACGGACACCGAAGAAGAGAGAACCGCACUCUUAAAUGCAUGUCAUCAGCGAUGCGCGGAUCGAACACUCAAAGUCCUGGAGAAGAAUGGUUCGAUAUUCAUAAAGCUGGGCCAGCAUCUGAGCAGUUUAGGCUACCUACUGCCGUUAGAAUGGACUACAACUUUUAUUCCCCUCCAGGAUAAAUGCCCCGUUUCGUCAUUCGAAUCGGUGCAGGAAAUGUUCCUCAAGGACACCGGCCACACGAUAGACGAAAUAUUCUCCAGCUUCGACCCGCAACCCAUUGGAGCUGCGUCUUUGGCGCAGGUUCAUGUGGCCGUUCUGAGAGAAACAGGCCAAAAAGUGGCAGUCAAAGUGCAGCAUCCAACCCUCCAGGAGUGGGCUCCCUUGGAUCUCAGCCUUACACGGUUCACUUUCUCCUCUCUGAAACGAGUCUUCCCAGAAUACGACCUCGAGUGGCUCGCCAGGGAGAUGGACUUUUCCUUGCCCCAGGAGCUGGAUUUCCAAAUGGAGGCAGAGAACGCCAGAGUAGCCCGUGAAUAUUUCGCAAAAAGAACCAAAGCACCGCUCGUUAUCCCAAAAGUUAUAUGGGCGAAGAAACGCCUUCUAGUGAUGGAAUUCAUAUCAGGCCAUCGACCUGACGACCUUGAAUUCCUGGACUCUAACAAUAUUGACCGGGACGAGGUAUCCGCUGCCUUGGCUCAUAUAUUUAACGAGAUGAUCUUUGGCAACGACGCACCUUUACACUGUGAUCCUCACGGCGGUAACAUCGCAAUCUGCAAAAAUAACUCUAGAAAGCGCGGACCAAAUUUCGAUAUCGUGCUAUAUGACCACGGCUUAUACCGUACCAUCCCCAAGGAAAUGCGCAUCAACUAUGCCAAACUCUGGCUUGCUGUGAUCAAUGCAGAUGAAAAGGAGAUGCGCAAGUACGCAUAUGAGGUUGCUGGCGUGACGGAUAAAGAGUUCCCUCUGUUCGCAAGCGCUAUUACUGGGAGAGAUUAUACCGUCCUUACCAGGAAUGAAGUUGCCUCUUCCCGAUCCUCGGAGGAAAAAGAAUCCAUCACUACCGCCCUGGGAGAUGGAAUGUUGCAAGAACUAGUCAGUCUGCUAGGCAAGGUUCCUAGAGUCAUGCUCUUGAUCCUAAAAACAAAUGAUCUGACUCGCAACCUUGAUGAAAAUCUACACACACGCCAUGGCCCCGUCCGCACGUUUCUCAUCCUAGCCAAAUAUGCUACUUGCGCUGUCUUCUCGGAAGAAAUGGAACUCAUCUCGCAGCAGGGAAGCAUCUUCUGGCCACCGAACUUUCUUCGCUUCCUGCAGGCCUGGGUCAGCUACCUUCGCGUUGAGAUAAAGCUGGAGCUUUACGAGCGUUGGCUAUCGCUGAGGAAUCGACUUGGUCUAACAAACCAUUGA